Molecule: messenger RNA, 1068 nt
Organism: Cordyceps fumosorosea ARSEF 2679
Lineage: Eukaryota; Fungi; Ascomycota; Sordariomycetes; Hypocreales; Cordycipitaceae
Product: Mediator complex, subunit Med19
Exons: 3
Coding region: 1-1068 (355 amino acids)
Biological process (GO): regulation of transcription by RNA polymerase II
Cellular component (GO): mediator complex
Molecular function (GO): transcription coregulator activity
Source: RefSeq, a predicted model, not a curated record
AUGUCGUUCCAUCCGCAGACGCCACAGAGCCCCUCGCAACCAUCGCCAGCCACGCACCUCGACCCCAUGGCCGCCGCCAGCUCGGUUCCCACCGGUCCGGCAACCCUUCCCACGCCCGCGCACAGCGUUACCGGCAGCAUCUGCCACCAGUCCGACGCCACCAUGGCCGAAGAGUCGCCCCAUAAGCGGAAGCGCACGAUCGACGAUGUCGGUGAACGGGACCAGAAGAAGGUCCAAUACGACCACAAGCUGGGAAUCGAGGACCUGCAUCUCGACGUCGGCCCCAAGUACUUGUUGCUCUCAAGACCUCAUGACCACCAGUUCCCCGUUCUGACACGGGAUCUGUACGAGGACUUUAACUUGGAACGCCUAGCAGCGGAAGUAGCACGAGAAAAGCCCAACGGCGAGAAGAAUGCCCUACGCAAAACGUACAAGGGACAUAUCAAGCGCCUCGGCGUUGCAGGGCACUUUGACGUGCAGAAAAAGAAGGAGGACGCGCCCUCGGAGUUCAUGGCCAUGCUGCAGAUGCCCGAGCUGGAAUGGAGCGUGCACCAGGUUAGGGGCCGCGAGAUUGGUGACGGCCUGUCCGAGGCGACGCAGGCGAGCCUGGGGCGCGCCGUGACUCUCUCGAGGGGUCAAAUUGCCCGAUCCGUCUGGGACACCUCUGUCCUCGGAGACAUGGCCCCUAGCCACAGCAGCAAUAACGUCAAUGGGGAAACAAGCAAGCCUAGUGCGGGCCCGGCCAAGGCGACCGCGCCAAGCACCCCCGCCGCCGCCACGACGCCGUCCGCGAUGGAUCGGCCCCGGGGGAGCAGCAACCUCCCACCCGGCGCGGACCCUGCCCGCCCUCGCAGGAACAUCAAGAAGCGGACGUACGGUGAUAGUAGCUACGAGGGCUACGGCGAGGGAUUCCCCGAUGACGACGGCGGUGCUGACACGGGGUACUCUACUGGAGAAGGCGAAGGCGGACAGAAGCGUAGGAAAAAGCAGCAGCAGACUUCGGGAGCUACGCCUCCGUAUCCUCCGGUCCGGCAGCACAGCUACGGCCCCGGCAUGGUCGGCGCAUAG